Messenger RNA from Neomonachus schauinslandi (Hawaiian monk seal), 385 nucleotides. It is a transcript of the gene RPL38, whose product is annotated as ribosomal protein L38. NCBI's taxonomy places the organism in Eukaryota, Metazoa, Chordata, Mammalia, Carnivora, Phocidae. Gene Ontology annotation, cellular component: cytosolic large ribosomal subunit; ribosome. The transcript is spliced from 5 exons. Gene Ontology annotation, biological process: protein-RNA complex assembly; translation. The coding region runs from base 129 to 341 and encodes 70 amino acids. The record is from RefSeq and is a predicted model, not a curated record. Gene Ontology annotation, molecular function: structural constituent of ribosome.
UCUUUUCCCUCCUCCUUUCUUGGCGCUUGCUGUGAGUGUUUCGGGCGCUAAACGGGGCACAGAGGGGUAAUCCGGGGUAAUCCACGAUUGGGUGCCGACCUCGCGCUGCCCUGCGCCCCCCCGUAGCCAUGCCUCGCAAAAUCGAGGAAAUCAAGGACUUUCUGCUCACGGCCAGGCGAAAGGACGCCAAAUCCGUCAAGAUCAAGAAAAAUAAGGAUAAUGUGAAGUUUAAAGUGCGGUGCAGCAGAUACCUUUACACCUUGGUCAUCACGGACAAGGAGAAGGCAGAGAAACUGAAGCAGUCCCUGCCCCCAGGUUUGGCAGUGAAGGAGCUGAAGUGAACCUGGCCCACUGAUUUGAACUGUAUUAAAGUUUUAAAAAUUCU